Cydia amplana is the source of this 1463-nucleotide messenger RNA. RefSeq names its product zinc finger protein 729-like. The transcript has 10 exons. Gene Ontology annotation, cellular component: nucleus. The coding region runs from base 15 to 1463 and encodes 482 amino acids. The record is from RefSeq and is a predicted model, not a curated record. Gene Ontology annotation, biological process: regulation of transcription by RNA polymerase II. Lineage: Eukaryota; Metazoa; Arthropoda; Insecta; Lepidoptera; Tortricidae. Gene Ontology annotation, molecular function: RNA polymerase II cis-regulatory region sequence-specific DNA binding; zinc ion binding; DNA-binding transcription factor activity.
AAGUCGUCGCCGUGAUGAACAUGGCGUAUUCGUGUCGCUGCUGCCUGCGGUGUUCUCCGGACAAGGACCUCACGACGCCAUACAUAUAUCUCGGCAAAACGGAGAUUUACGCUGAGAUGUUGAAAGACUGCUUCGAUUUACAGCUUACACUGGGCGGCUCGGGCUCGUGCGGCAUCUGCUCUAUGUGCGUGGGCCGCCUGCGAGACGCGAGCGACUUCAAGUUGCAAGUGCAGCGCAGCCAGGCGGAGCUGCAGGCGUGGCUGCAGGGAGCUGUAUUUGUAAAAGAGGAACCUGUUAAGAUUGAGAUAGCUGUUGACGUCCUAGAAGGUCAAGAAGAUGACACUGAGUUUGAUGCGUUAGAUGAAGAACCCGUACAGAAAACAGAGGUCAGUGAAUACGAGAUUGGAGAAGUUUUGGAUGAAGAUCCUUUAGUGAAGCCGGAUACAUCGGGUAAUGUGGUGAUGAAGGAUUCAUCAAAGACAGCUGAGGCCGGUGAGCCGCCGGCCCCGCUCAGCCAGCGCCACCUGGCGGCCGCCUGCCGCGUCGGACGCUUCCUGCACCAACUACGUCACAAGCCCCCGCCAUGCAACUCCAAAACCCCCGCGCGCUACCAAUGCCACCACUGCGGACGAACCUCCCCAAAGAAAACCCUCCUCACAAAACACAUAGAAAAGAUGCAUUCUGGCAACACUUACAAAUGCGGUUUCUGUCACUACAAUUUCAAAUACAAGUCUGCAUUGCGAGAACACGAAAUGACGCACACCGGCGAGAAGCCUUACCAAUGCAGCUAUUGCGAUUACAAAACCAGAAUCAACUCCAACUUAAAGUCUCACCUCAGGAUACACACCGGGGAAAAACCGUUCAAAUGCGACAAAUGCGUCUAUAAGUGCACGCGGAAAUCAGUGUUAAAGAGACAUAUGAUGACUCACACUGGGGAGAAACCUUACGAGUGUAAGUACUGCGAUUAUAAGUGCAGCGAUCAAACCAACAUGAAAACUCAUGAAAUGGCUCACACAGGGGAAAAGCCUUACGAAUGUUCUGACUCCGUGCCCGCCCACGCCAUAGAGCAGCCCGCAGACAUACGUCCAGUGAAGCUCGAACGGCCCUGCAGCGAUGAGGAAAAUACAACUACUCACUCUGAAGAGAAAUCAUACGCCUUGCCACUGAGACUAGUAGGAUAUGCAUCGGACAAAGAUUCGAACGAGUCUGAUGUAUACAUGGAAGGAUUGGAUAUUCCGUUAGCUGGAUCUACUGCUGAGCCUGAUGAAAGGGUUAAAUUUGAUGAAGAUGUAUACGGCGUCGUCAGGUCCUUGUCCGGAGGACACCGCAUGCAGGUCAUGCAGCAGCGACAGGAAUCCAUGACGGAAACCACUACGCUUUUUUACUCCAAAUUCACCACAACGAGUAGGGGAACGCCAGUUAAUGGCUACUCAGCCGAUGAUUCCACCAACGACAAGGUUUGA